Messenger RNA from Dentiscutata erythropus, 123 nucleotides. The record is from the annotation of a GenBank genome assembly. NCBI's taxonomy places the organism in Eukaryota, Fungi, Glomeromycota, Glomeromycetes, Diversisporales, Gigasporaceae.
GAAUAUCGAAGGCAAUCAACACACAAGCUUGGGAAUCUGAAUUGGAAAAAUUUGAAUCAAAUAAUGUCAAAUUAGAAAAUAGUGAUAAUGUCAAAAUAGAAAAGAAAGAAACAUCCGAGUUGG